Eimeria tenella is the source of this 2859-nucleotide messenger RNA. RefSeq lists its product as uncharacterized. The record is from RefSeq and is a predicted model, not a curated record. The transcript has a single exon. The coding region runs from base 1 to 2859 and encodes 952 amino acids. NCBI's taxonomy places the organism in Eukaryota, Apicomplexa, Conoidasida, Eucoccidiorida, Eimeriidae. Gene Ontology annotation, cellular component: nucleus.
AUGCCGCCCGUGCUGCAGCUGCAGCAGCAAGGGCUGCUGCACCUCCACAGAGUCCCGUGUAUGCCGCAGCAGCAGCAGCAGCAGCACCAAGCAGAAGGGAGCCCUCCUGGCACGCCAGUGGGGCAGCAGGAGCAGCAGAGGCAGCAGCAGCAGCAGCAGCAGCACCGGGAACAGCACAGAAGUCCAACACCGAAAGGCCACAAGUCACACAAGCAGCACCCGACUGCUGCUGCGCUGCAGCAGCAGCAAAAGCCCAGACGGGAGCAGCAACCUGGACAGGAACAGCAGCAGCAGCAGCAGCAGCAGCAGCACUGCGAACCUGCAACGUGUGGAGACUCGCCGUGUUACUUUGUUGGUAAAGCAGCUGCUGCUGCAGCACCUGCUGCAGCUGACGUUGCGGCGGCUGCAGCAGCAACUGCAGCAGCAACCGUCCAGACCCUCGCUGCUGCUGCUGCGCGCCGCAGCCAGCAGCAGCAGCAGCAGCAGCAGCAAAAUGGGAGCCAUAAGGCGCCACCGUUGCUGGCUUCAGCAUCAACAGCAAAUGAGUCUCCUUUGUCUGCAGCAGCAGCUGCAGCAGCAGGCGUAGCAGCAGACUUGACAGUAACGGCAGCAGCAGCACCGCAAAGCCGCGUUGCUGCUGCUUUUUGUCAGCUGCCAGGUGUUGCUGCUGUUGUUGCUGCUGCUGCAACUCCACGAGCAGGCGACAGCGCUGCUGCUCUCCCCACGCUGCAGCAGCAGCAGCAGCAGCGGCAGCAGCAGCAGCAUUUGCUUCUGCCUGAGGAGCGCUUGCUGCCGGACUCGGACUCUCAGGAGCGCUGCCGCAGCAGCAGCAGCGGCAGCAGCAGCCGCAUGAGCAGCAGAAGCAGCAGCAGCAGCUACCUGCCCGAGCUGUGGCAGGACAGCCGCGUCAACCGCCGCAGCAGCAUCAGCAGCAGCAGCAGCAGCAGCCUUGUGGGGGCUUUGGCGAAGCUGCUGGGGGAAGAAGCUGGGGACCGCCACAGCAGCAGCAAAUGUCUUUCUGGGGAGAGCGACGACGAGUUGCUGCUGCUGCAGCCGCCGCAGCAGCAGCAGCAGGGUGCGCCCGGUGUUUCUGCGCAGCAGCAGCAGCAGCAGGAGCAGCAGCAGCAGCUGCGGCAGCGGGAGAGUCGUCCCGUCGGCAGGCGCUUCUUCUACGGCUUGCUGCUGCUGCUGCUGCUGCUGCUGACAGGAGCUUUGCUGCUGGGCACUUUGUAUCACCAAAGUAAAUUAGUGCGGCUGCGGCCUCGAGAUUUGCUGCGGCUGCAGCUGGCGACAUUUCGGCAGCUGCAGCAGCAGCUGCUGCAGCAGCAGCAGCAGCAGCAGCAGCCGCAGCACCCCCUGCCGCUCUGCUGGCACCACCCGCAGCAGCUCUUCGAGCUGCAGCAGCAGCUGCUGCUUCUCCAGCCCUCCAAGGAAGCAGCAGCAGCUUUUGCCGAAGCAGCAGCAGCAGCAACAGCAGGGGUGGACGCGACGCAGUCUGCUGCACUCUCUUCGGAGGCUGCCAUGGUCAUGAUGCACACGCUGCAGCAGCAGCAGCAGCAGCAGCUGGGCGAAGCUGACGUGUGCUGCAGCAACGAUGGCAGCACUGCGCCAGCAGCAGCAGCAGGAGCAUCUGCUGCUGCUGCUGCUGCUUCCCCAAGAGAAUUCGUAGCGAAGCUGUUCCAGUCCUCUCAAGCGGCUCUGCUGUCAGACAGCAGCAGCAGCACCGGCAGCAGCACGACGUGCAGCCGUAGCAGCAGCAUUUUGACUCCCUUUGUUGCUGGGCCUCAAACCAGCAGCAGCAGCAGCAGCAAUAGCAGCAGCAGCAUUUGUUCUCUGCCACCCUUUCCGAGAGGUGCUUGGUUCUUUGCCCGCGCUGCUGCAGCAAAGCGACUAAAGUCGUUUAUACCUGCUGCUGCUGCUGCUUCUGGGAGUGCUGCUGCAGCUGCUGCUGCUCCCGCAGCCACAGUACUGGUGUGUGCAGAAGAAGACUUCGGCUCGCUUGCUGCUGCUGCUGCAGCGCAUGCAGCAGCAGCAGCUGCUGCUGCAGGCAGCUGGCUGAAGGCGGGCGCUAGCAGACUGAAGGCAGCAGCACUUUCUGCAGCAAAUGCCACCAUCAGGACAGCAGCGCGAGUUCGGAAGCAGCAGCAAGCUGCUGCUGCUGCUGUUCAAGCAACAGCAGCGAAGCUGCUCGGUCUGCCGCCGUCGGCAGCAGCAACAGCAGCAGCAGCAGCAACAGCAGCAGAGUCUCCAGCUACGUGCGCCGCUCCGCCGGGAGACUGCAUGCAGUGCAGCUGCCUGAAGCCGUCAGAGCAGCAGCUGCAGCAGCAGCAGCAGCAGCAGCAGGAGCAGCAGGGGCAGCAGGGGGAGCAGUUCAGCUGGACAGACGUCGACGUCAGUGACCACGUGCUGCUUUAUGUCUUGGCUUUGCUAAUUGCUGCUGUCGAGGUCUCAGCAGCUUUUGCUUCCCACCCUCCCGCUGCUGCUGCUGCUGGCGCCGACAGCAGCAGCAGCAGCAGCAGCCGCUGGCGCCAGUUCCCCUCCCUCUCCCGCCUGGCCCCCUACAUCUGUGCUGCUUACUAUGCCUUCAUUUGCUGCUGCUGCUUCCUCAUGGCUGCCAUGACUGCUUGCUUCUUUCACACCCCUGCGGAGGUCUGGAUUGCUUUUGCUGCUGCGCUGCUGCUGCUGCUGCUCCCCGUGCUGCUGCUGCUCGAGGUCGCAGAGAUGCCCAGCCUGCACAGAAUUGGGGUUUUGCGCAACUGCAGCUGCCCUGACCAGCCCCACCACCAGCACCAGCAGCAGCAGCAGCAGCAGCAGCAGUACCAGCAGCAGCAGCAGAUGAGCCCCCGCGCGCCCCCGUAG